AUGCCUCAGAACGAGUACAUUGAGGAACAUAUCAAGCGUCAUGGACGUCGUCUUGAUCAUGAAGAACGCAUGAGAAAGCGUGAAGCACGAGGUGCGCACAAAUCCGCUGCUAUGGCUCGCAAGACCAUUGGUUUGAAGGCCAAGAUGAUGAACAAGAAGCGCCGCGCUGAAAAGGUGCAAAUGAAGAAGACCAUCAAGCAGCACGAGGAGCGGGACGUAAAGAAGUCGACUGCGCCAAGCGAGCCAGAAACGGCACUACCUACUUACUUGCUUGAUCGUGAGGGCCAGAAGGAUGCCAAGGCACUCUCUGGCGCUGUGAAAGAGCGCCGUAAAGACAAGGCGGCUCGGUACUCGGUCCCCUUGCCGCAGGUUCGUGGUAUCGCUGAAGACGAAGCAUUCCGGGUUGUCAAGACAGGCAAGCGCAAGCAGAAUGGAUGGAAGCGUAUGGUCACGAAGGCCACGUUCGUGGGUGACAACUUUACUCGGAAGCCACCCAAGCUGGAGCGCUUUAUCCGUCCCACGGGUCUACGUUUCAAAAAGGCACAUAUCACGCAUCCUGAUUUGAAAGCCACGUUCCAAUUGCCGAUCAUUGGCGUGAAAAAGAACCCGCAAUCUCCGAUGUACACGCAGCUGGGUGUUCUGACCAAGGGCACGAUCAUCGAAGUCAACGUCUCAGAUCUCGGUAUGGUGACAGCGGGCGGUAAAGUGGUAUGGGGUAAGUAUGCACAAAUCACCAACAACCCCGAAAAUGAUGGAUGCGUGAAUGGCGUGCUUCUCAUGUCGUCCUAA
Messenger RNA from Malassezia restricta, 789 nucleotides. RefSeq names its product ribosome biogenesis protein NSA2. The coding region runs from base 1 to 789 and encodes 262 amino acids. Gene Ontology annotation, biological process: maturation of 5.8S rRNA; maturation of LSU-rRNA. The transcript has a single exon. NCBI's taxonomy places the organism in Eukaryota, Fungi, Basidiomycota, Malasseziomycetes, Malasseziales, Malasseziaceae. The record is from RefSeq and is a predicted model, not a curated record. Gene Ontology annotation, cellular component: nucleolus; preribosome, large subunit precursor.